AUGGCAAAGGGUUUGCGAGCGAAGCCCGCCCGCCAAAGCCAGGACGCAUCAACCGAAAAAGCCUACGACAUUCCUGGUCUUGACUUCGAGCAGCCUUUGACUUGGAGGCCAGGCAAGGCUAUCCCUAUCGCUGACCUGCUUGACCGGCUGAAGGACUUGCGCGAGAAGUUGGCAGCAUUUGACGACGACCAGCCUGACUCGCGACUGUGGACCGGGCUAGCCGGCGAUCUUGUCAAUGCCAACCUGCUCGGUCAUAAGGACAGAGGCAUUCGAGCAUAUGCUGUGACAUGCAUUUUGGACGUGCUGAAGAUAUGCGCUCCAGAUGCUCCCUUUCAGAACCAUCAGCUCAAGGACAUUUUCAAUGUUGUCAUCAACUACAUCUUACCGGCGCUGUCUGACCCGACGAAUGCAUACAAUUCUCAGCAUGUCUAUGUGCUUCAGUCGCUGUCCGAGUCUCAGAGCAUCCUGCUGCUCGCAGAUGUGGACAACCCGGAAUCACUGACCUCCGCCCUGUUCACAAAUUCUUUCGAUAUAUUUGCGGAGCCGUCCUCUGGCCGCGAUGUCGAGAUCUCAAAGACUGUGGAAUACCACCUGAAGAACCUGCUAGGCUUGGUGAUAGAUGAAAUUGAUGUUCCUCACGAGGUCACCGACAUCAUCAUUUCUCAAUUCAUGAGGGUUGCUGCCCGAAAGCAACCAGAGUCAGCCGUGAAGAGCAGGAAGAGCGAAGUGAACGAUAUGAGCCAAAGCAAGCUUCAGCUCAAAGAAUACCCAGUUGCGUACAACAUUGCCAAAUCGAUCUGUACGACCUGCCUGGAUAAGAUGACGGCUCAAAUCACUCACUAUUUCAACGCUGUGAUCGUCGAUGCAGGAACUGCCACAAACAACAGCGACCCUUCGAAGGUCAAGCGUCUUUAUGGCAACGAUGCUGGUGACGAGGACGAUGGUCUGGCCGAUCUACGCAAAGCUCAUCGAUUGCUGCGAGAAUUAUGGAGAGCAUGUCCAGAUGUCAUCGCAAAUGUGAUUCCGCAAGUCGAAGCAGAGCUUCAGGCUGACUCAGUUGCUUUACGGCGACUCGCGACCGAGACUCUGGGCGACAUCGCCGCCGGCAUUGGUAUUGCAGGGUUCGUCCUGAGUGCCAGCAUUGAUCCCGCCGCAUACCCGCAAAUCUCAAUUGAUCAGGCAGAGCCUGCUUCAACACAGCUGAACCCUCUCCUGACCCCAGCAUCUCCCAAGCCCUUCGCCGCGGUGCACCGGAUUCCGUACCAGAAUUUCAUGGGCCGCCGCAACGAUAGGUCGCCCAUCGUUCGAGAAGCAUGGGUCGAAGCUGCCUCACGUGUACUGUCUACCCGAGCCGGCGGCAUCGGUCUUGGUGAUGAUGAGCAGGCUGAACUUCUGGCGGGGUAUGCUCAGGCUCUACGUGAUCCGGAUGAGCAUGUUAGAUUGGCAGCGAUCAGAGCCUUAUCGAAGUUCAGCUAUCACGGCGCCAUCACGAUUCUGGCUGCUGAUGGUGGUCUAGCAAAAUCGUCUUCCGUAUUUUCUGCUCUCGCCGAGCGGAUUCCUGAUCGCAAAAUCGGCAUAUGGGGCGCGGCCUCCUAUGACAUCCAGAGAGGCAACGAGGCCGUACAAAUUGCGGCAGGGGAUUUUGCGAGCCGAAUCUUCAACGCAUACUACAUCAAGGACGAGCACUUGCAUGCACAGCUUGAGAGGGUGCUCUUCGAAGCCCUCGUCCCGCUAAACUUCCCUUCAAGCAAGGGAAGCCAAACCGGCAAGCGCAAAUCGAAAGCCAAUGAGACCAAUACACUUGACGGGCCUGAUGAGGUCAGGGCUCUACGCAUCCUGACGCUUGUCAGAAGCCUCGACGAGCGCUCGCGACGAGUGCUGCUAGGCAUGCAAGGGCGUCAGUCUCAGAUCAGCAGAGGUGUCAGGGUCUUUCUUGAGGCUUGUGAGUCCUACAACGGAGGCGUUGUCCAAGACGAAGACGGCGAGGCCAAGAUCCGUGCGAAGCUUUCUGCUUGUAUCGACAGCUUGUGCAAGCCCUUCUAUGACGCUCCAAGAACCUCCGCCGACUUGUGGAAGUUUGCCAAGCAGCACGAUCGACGCAACUAUCAGCUCAUUAAAUUCGCCGUAUCGCCAGAACACGACUACAAGACCAUGUCAAACGGUGUGAAAGAGCUGUUCAAGCGCAUACGCGAAGGUUCUACUUCAACACAAUCGAUAGUGCCGUCACUGCAAGAACUCAUCUUUCGAAGUGCGGUUAUGAUGUAUAACCGCAGCCACGUUCCUGCCAUUAUGGACGUUGCGCGAACAGAUCAGUUCGGCUUGGGCGCAACAGCUCACGAAGUGCUUCGUGAGAUCUCCUCCAAGACUCCUGAGGUCCUCAAAUCCCACGUCACUGCCCUUUGUGCAGAGCUGGAGCAGACAGCUCCGUCAGCCACCAACUUCGAGGAAUCGAGUGCAGCCGAUACACUCAAGGCUUGUUCGCAAUAUGCCCGCAAGUAUCCCCAAGAAGUCUCUAAAGAUCGCAAAUUUCUCACAGCCUUGUCAAACUUUGCCUUAUACUCGCAGUCACCUCGAGCCGCCAAACAUGCUGUUACGAUUUUGUUGACGGUCAGCGAUCGCAAAGAAAUGCAUGCGAGAGACAUCUUGACCAAAAUUCUGAAAGAUUGUCGGCCUGGUUCGCCGAACUUCCUGAGUCGGCUCGCCGCCAUUGGACAGAUCUGCAGAUACGCUCCUGACAUCGCGAAUGCGGAAGCUGAUGCAAUCGGCCAUCUUGUCCUUGCAGACAUCCUGAGCAAGAACCGGAAGUCUUCCAAAUCUGAUGCCGCGGGUGAAUGGACGGACCAUCCUGAUGAGGAGACGCAGGCUAAGGAGAUAUCCCUCAAGAUCCUUGUCAAUCAGUGCAGAGGCGAAGGGAUCGAAGCCAGUGAAGACUUCGUGGCAGUCGCAGAGACAAACUACAAAACUCUCUUCGAGCUCAUCGAGAAUGAUGGAGAGAUAUCCACCGCCAAAGAUACUCCGCCCGGACAACGCAACCGGUUACGGCUCGCUGCCGCCAGAAUGAUUUUGAAGCUGUGCACCUCAAAUCGACAAUUUGAAGCGCUGACCACGCCAACCCGGUUUCAUGCCCUAGCUUGGAUUGUCAUCCAUCCUCCCAACGAUGUUCGCACCAGCUUCGUGUCACAAGUCCGGAAAUAUUACGCCCAGAAUAGACUAUCUACCAGAUGGUUGACGAUCAUGUUCCUUCUAGCAUUUGAGCCUGACGACGAGCUACGGUCUUCUGCUCUCAACUUCCUCAAAUCUCGUACUCAAGCUUUUGAGCGAAAGCAGCAGGAUAACAAAUCUGGCAGCGAUGCAACGUGA
Messenger RNA from Cyphellophora attinorum, 3360 nucleotides. Its product is annotated as Sister chromatid cohesion protein pds5. The transcript has 3 exons. The record is from RefSeq and is a predicted model, not a curated record. NCBI's taxonomy places the organism in Eukaryota, Fungi, Ascomycota, Eurotiomycetes, Chaetothyriales, Cyphellophoraceae. Bases 1 to 3360 code for a protein of 1119 amino acids. Gene Ontology annotation, cellular component: nucleus; chromatin. Gene Ontology annotation, biological process: mitotic sister chromatid cohesion; DNA repair.